Messenger RNA from Aspergillus homomorphus CBS 101889, 798 nucleotides. RefSeq lists its product as uncharacterized. Lineage: Eukaryota; Fungi; Ascomycota; Eurotiomycetes; Eurotiales; Aspergillaceae. The record is from RefSeq and is a predicted model, not a curated record. The transcript has a single exon. Bases 50 to 526 code for a protein of 158 amino acids.
GUCCUAAUAUUAGACGUGGUGGACAUAUAUUUUGCAAGCUCGAUGAGAAAUGGUCUCUGUGCCCGUGAAAAUCACGUUGGACGAAAUAUAUCUUUCCUUACUCUUGCUUGCACGACCAACAGGCUUUGUUGACAGACGAAAUGCCGUUAAUCUCACUCGACAGAAGAGACGUCUUGCUUUAGUGUCGGGUUCUCGAAUCACUGUACUAUCUGCCUGCCAAUGCUUGCCGGGAUCCGAAGGUGCUGCUGAUGAGUAUGCCUGGAAAGUCGUCGAUCGGCAUAUGCAGCGUUUGUUGAUCGCGUACCCUAUCAUCUUCCAGAGAGACUACCACAGGGUUCCAGGGCCACGUUGUUCAACUGGGGCAAUUGUUGGGCAGCUCCUGCUGUUUAUCGCUGCGAGCCAGCCGCAAAUUGCGCGCCUGGGCCAGGACGGCGGGCCGACCUUGGAAUUUCGGGAUUGCAGUGUUCUCCGGAGGCUUAACAUGGCUGGGCCAGAUGAGAAAUGGAUUGGAUCGGAUCAUCACUAGUCUUGUCCUUUUAACCAUGUUUCUGCCAUGGUUGGCUCAUUCGUUUAGAGUAUGAACCGGACAGUAAGUUCCAUCGGAUUGCGCUGCUGUGUAGGAUGCUAAGUUGGACAACAGAAAAGCCGAUCUGUUGCUACAACGCAUACCUUUUGGCAGUCAGCCGCAGGGACGCUAUGCUGCUGUUUUCGACUCAGUCGGUACGGUCUUCCAGCUCUCGUAAAGACGUCUCUGAGACACGCGAUCAGUAUUGAGAUGGCUGGACGGGUGACAGGCCU